Messenger RNA from Capronia coronata CBS 617.96, 885 nucleotides. RefSeq lists its product as uncharacterized. The record is from RefSeq and is a predicted model, not a curated record. The transcript has a single exon. Lineage: Eukaryota; Fungi; Ascomycota; Eurotiomycetes; Chaetothyriales; Herpotrichiellaceae. Bases 1 to 885 code for a protein of 294 amino acids.
AUGUGGAAAGCCCCUUCUCUACCAUACUACUGUGACCCCUCCCUCUUGCCUGGCCCCCUUCCCACCACCACGGAUAUCGAAAAUGCACCAUGCACUCUUGUGGACCGAUCGUCCAGGGUUGUUCGGGUUGGAGACCAUUUCGUCGCCAAAUAUGGUCCACAAACAAAACGCCGCAUCCAGGAAGGCUACAAUAUGAUCUUCGUCCAUCAGAACCUCACUAUUCCGAUACCGUUGGUGUACGCUUUGUAUGAAGAAAAAGGAACUGCCUACCUCCUCAUGCAGAAUGUUGCUGGACACACACUUGAACAUUUGUGGCCAAGCCUGCAACCUUGCCAUCGGCGUGCAGUUCUGAGCAAGUUGAGGAAGAUUCUUGAUGAGAUAAGAUCUCUACCACCGCCGUCACCUGAAUUCUACGGCAGCGUCGACUACGGGCCACUCCCAAAUUUUCUCUUUUGGACCCCAGAACCUCAGGCGAAAGUCAAUGGUCCCUUUCUCACUGAGAAGGAACUUUGUCUUGGCCUGGUAGAGAAGCUCCGUCAGAUAUGUGUUGACAAUAACCGACAUACUUCUCGAGUCGAAUGGUUUCGAACACACCUGCCCGCAUCCCUCACAGGCCACCACCCUACAUUUACACAUGGAGAUAUACAAACUAAAAACAUCAUGGUCCAGAGGACGCGCUCCAAGAUUUCAGGUGAUGAGGACUUCAGCCUGGUCAUCCUUGAUUGGGAGGACGCAGGCUGGUAUCCCUCCUUCUUUGAGUACUUCUUGUGCUACACUACUUUUGUCUGGGAGGACGACUGGCCACAAAUGGUUGAGACAUGUCUCGAACCUUUUCCCACCGAGACCUUGGUGGUAAUGCAAAUCUACCAUGACAUUUUUCUGUAG